GAUGGGAACACGAAGCAUUGAGUUUCUCCCCCCGCAUGCACAGAUCUGAGCUGAUUUACACUGAAUAACAGCGCUCGCCUUUCUUUUCUUUCUCGGCUUCGAUCACUAUUAUGUCUCCAUCAUAGACUGAAGCACUCCCCCACUGUAGGUGAAGAUUACCUUCAGAUGAUUGGAAAUUAUUAUUUCUCGACACAAUCCGCUUUCAAUUUUCCUUUUCUGCUCAGCUUGUGAAAACAUGUUCUUUCCUAAUCUUCUUUUAUGCUCUUUUCUCGAAAAAACAACCAAGCACGAUAAGGACUGGGGCAAUGUCUUUGCCUCCCUCUGUGCUUGUGUUGUAUUUUACAGAUUCCCUUGUUUGGUUUCUUUGAAUAACUUUUAAUCAUUUCAAACCAUUAAGAGCGUUCUUGGCGGUCUUUAUGGACAAACAUUGCAACUAAAAGAUGACAAAUAAAGGGAAAUGUUGCCUCUGGAAAUCAUUCCUGGUAUAGCCGAGGAACAUGUGGUGUCAGUUUCCCUGAUUUGCAUUUCUCAGAAGCAUAUGAUCAGGUGGAGCUCCCACCAUGCCAUCUAAUCCAGAGGCAGUCUGGCUUUAAGACAUGUGAUACAGUCUUUACACUCAGCCAGGCUGUACGGGAACAUUUGUCUCUUAGUGCUCGCUGAGGGGGGGACUCGGUGAGAGAGAAAGAGCCGCUGCUCAGAGGCUGCCUCUCACUGGAAGGAUGCAGACGGUGAGAGAAGAGAUUCCACUACAGUUAAUUAAGGAGCACUCUGCACGUGCCUAUAAAUGCGAAGGGGCAAAUGAAUUCAGUGUCAGUGGGAGCAGCUCCUCGAGGGGAAGCAGUGAUAUUUCAAAGGUGGAACUGAAAGAGCUGUAAAUCUAUUUCCUGACUCCGACUUGACGGUCAUUUCUGAAUCACUGGACUGUUGCUAUCAAAGUGUGGAGCAGGCAGGCAGAGUCAGCGGAGUUCCCUCCUCGAGCCAAAUUCAAGACUUAUUGGAUGGGAUCAACAUGAGCAGCAUUAUGGAUGGAUUUAUGUCAUUCUGCUGAGAUAUUUAUACACUCUUUGUCUGGUUGCUCAGGUAAGAUUUUCUCCUCUCCACUCUGGGCAGAAAAUAAAUCACAGCAUUGUCGGGAGAUUUGGUGUUUUGCAUAAAAAUGGCAAAUCAGACAUUUACCGUGGAAAUCUGUUUGAAUGUCAAAUUUGAGCCCUCAAAUAAAAAGAUGUCUUUCUUUAAUCUGAUACCAAGAUGUUACUAAAAUUGAUUUUAUUUCUAAUUUCUGUUUGAUUGAAAAUGUUUCAUAGCCAUUAAGUUAUUAUCCUCUGUGCUUUAUUGCUACUUUAGAUGCUGAAAAGCACAAUGGACAUGUGCAUGGAAUAGAAAGUACUCUGUAAUUUGACUGUAUUAUUCAUUUACUUUAAACAUUAAUGCGACUGACUGAAAUAUACACGUGUAUCUUUUCUCAGCUUUGAUAAAAGUUCGCAUGCUCUUUGAAAAACAAGUGUUUUUGAUCACUUUAAAAGUGCUACAACAUUUUUUAAAGAGAAUAAUUCAACACAUUUUGAGCCUUUGUUGAGGGUAUCGUAUGAUGCAUUUGGAUGGUGACUAACCUGAUUCUUUCUGGCAGUUUUCUCCUGUGAAUAAAACUACUGUGAAAUGAUUUCAGGGCUGAAACAUUUUGCAUUUUCUCCCUCAUAGAUUUCCUCCUCUCUAUGACCAGGAGCAUUCCUCGCUGUCGUACCGUAUCUCCUUUUUUUUCAUUCCUUAUCUAAACAGCAUGGUGAAACAUUACAAGGCUUUUGAUUCCCAUUACUGCUGUGUCACUGUCACAUUACUCUGACAGAUACAGAAAAGCCUCAGCAGACAGCAGCUCACAAAAAUCUUAUCUUUCUUCAAGUUUAAGGCGUUUUUUUUUUUUUUUUGGUUCUGAGGCGGGAGCACGGCUCAGGAGUUGAAGGGAGUCAGCCUGUCAUGGGAGAUCUCUGCUGCAUGGGGGGAAAAACUCCCCAGGGAUUACUCCACAUUCUCAGCGUUGUGGCUCAGGGACAAGACAGGGCAAACCAGGAGGAGGAAACAGUGAAGAACUCAGACUUAUAUAAUCAUGCUAAUGAUAAAUUUGAUGACUAAACCUCCACUGAGGAGCGAUAAGGCCAAUUAUAGGCUUGAGUGCUUGUAAAAAACUUGAAAUCCCUCUUUUGGUGUUUAUUUUUUAUUUUGCUCAUGGCUGUGGAAGUUUACUCGACUGUGUUGGAGGCGCUGGGUGGGUUGAAGUCAAAGGUUGAGAACAUGCUGUUUUAUUAUUAUCUUUUUUAUUUUUUAUUUUACAUUGACUUUACCUCUGCCGGUCUGCAGCAGAUGUGUCCUGUCAUGUCCUGGCUGCUCUGCCUGUGCCUCUGGGUCAGUGUGACGGCCAUCCAGCUGUGUCAGGCCACUUUCUACGACACCAUCCAGCAGCAUCAUGGGACGCGGCCUGGACGGACCACCAUCCAUAUGAUCGGUGAGUCCUCAGGUGGACAGGAAAUGGUAUCAGCAAUGUGCUUUUAUUGUGGGGGUAAUGGGUUUGGCUGCUCAUGUGUUGAAUUAGACUGUCACAAGCCUGGGUUUAUGUUUCCUUUUAAGCUUUGUCAGGUCAUUAUUCGCUGAUAUAUAUAAAGCUGGAAAUAACAAGCAAUUAUUCAGGAAGCACAUUGAACUAUUACUUUGUUUCAUUAGAAUUUGGACUUGGUAUAAACAGGGACGGGUCCAGAUUUCUUAGACUGAAGGUGCCCCAACUGAGGUGGCCACUGACUUAUGCACAGGAGUCAUUUUCCUAUGUUUCUACGAUAUCUACUUCAACACAAACAUGAAGAUAUGAUACUGUUGCUUGAUUCCCAUCUAAUAUUAAAAUAAAUCAGUAUUAGGGUAAAAAUCUUUAAUGUUCAGAUCUUAAAAGCUCCUGUGAGGAAUUUUUAGUUUGUGUCAAUUUUGGCGCCCCCUGUGGACAAAAGGGUCUUAAGUGAUCUUGUCCUUUAAAUAUGCUGUGUUCAAUUACUUUUUUGGCCACUGUAGAUUCAGACAUUGAACAUUAACAUAAAGAAACUCUAACCCUAACCCUAGCCCUAACCAUAGCCGAACCCUAGCCCAAAGCCUAACCCUAACUCUCGUCUUACCCUUAACUUAGCCCUAACCUUAAUCCAAAGUUUAACCCUAACUCUAGCCUUACCCUUAACCUAGCCCUAACCCUAUCCCUAACCCUUUUGUUUGACAUAUAGUUGCCUCAGUAUUAUUUUCUGACUGUUUUAUAACUAGUCUAAAACUACCCACAGGAGCUUUAGGACAAAAAAUGUAUCUCCAAAAAGUUCUGGAAAAGGAAAUGUUCAUCACUGGAGUGCACAAAAGCUUCAAGAAGCGUGAUUGGUUGGUUUAAUCUUGAGUACCACCUCUCAUAAAUCAGAUAUCCAAUCGUAUUUAUGUGGUGACAGCUGGAGCGGUCAACCAGAUUUCAGGGGUUUCAGUGCUGAAACUGCAGUUCCUCAGGUGUCCACUGGAGGCUGGCUGCAAAAACACGAAGAACCACAUACACACCCAUUCAAAAAAUCCCAUCUUUUGAGCAAACAUAAACAUGUGUACAGUGUGGUUUGUAAACAGCAUUUCUUUAUCUGCACACUCUGUAUCAGGUGGAGAUUUUUAAUAAUGCAGGUUUUGCAGAACACGCCUAACUUGACUGACAGGCGAGUGCACCUUUUGCUCUUUGUAAGACGGCUCAUAAUUUCAACUCUUUACUUUGUUAUGUCAAUUAAAAACAUGACCACCAUCUUUAUAAGUCUUUAGAUAUUUUCUACAGAAGCUAAUGGGUGACGUCAUCCGAUGUAUUAUACAAUCUAUGGUCCAAUGUCAGCCCAACCCCCCAGCUUUUGAAACGCCACUGGACAAGAUGAAAAUUUAAGCAGUGAGAUCACAGAAAGAGGCGAUGAAUGCCUUUGCAUUUCCCUCUUUUUCUAUUCCAGUUGAUAUUCAUGGUACACUGCUCCUUCUCAAUUUGAUCUGAGUGAUUGUGGCCUCUGUAAAAUUGCAUUGAAUAGAAGACGACCGAAACAUUGCCGUCAAAACUUUUGAUUUCGUUAGGCGGAUGUGAGCUGUUGUUAUUGCAAAUGAUUAUGAUCCAAGGAUCCGACGGAGGACAGGAAGAGAAAAUGCUUGUCAGAACUUCAAAGGCAGAAGUAGCUGCAUAAACGUGCAGGUCCUUGGUGUCGGUUAUUUCCUGCAUAUCAGCAAGGGGUCUUUUUCAAUACGCUCAAUAUUGUGAGCCAGGAGACUUCCUGUUCCAGCACCUUCAUUUCAUUACUCCAGUCUGGCACAUGUGUAUCAGAGGAGGCAAAUAAGACACUAACAAAUAAGACAUCUACUAGAAAAAGUGGUCUCAUGUCAACAAAAGGGAAAUGGAAUUAAUAUUUCAAAUGUGCAGCCAAGAAACUCUUUGGAGAGAAUGAGUUCAAAGCGAACAAUUGGAGUCCUUCAGGAGCCUCUGUCACUAAAAGUGUAAAUGCCCUGUCAUUCCAUUUACCAUAGCAUGGCCAGCCCUCACCCUGGAUAAAUGAGAUGCCAGGUUUAUGAGAGGAGGAUGGGAUGCCUGUCUGGAUUGAUUCUGACACAGGGACAUUUGUUCUGUGCCGGGUGUUGUGUGCCUGUUGGAUUGGCGGGAGGAUUGGGGUUGACGGGUCACGAAUUGGUGGCGAGGAGGCCGUCGGUUGCGGACCAUUCGGGCAAUCAUUAAAGGCAGCGCAAAUGCCACAAGUUCACGGUGAGUGGUAUUACCAGAGGAAAUCGAGAUUACAGAGGGCGGCGGAUCAGUUGUGUCCUUGCCAAUAGAAAUUUAGAUCUAUAGGGAGGGAUUGUUGUUGAGAAAAAGGCAAGUCAAUCAUGUGUGGUGACUUCUGGAGCAGCUAAAUUAUGACCUGAUCUUCGUAUCCUUUCGACAAACACAAACUGGAGAUAAAUUUUGGGUUGUAAAUAAAAACACCUGUAGCGUGAAAAGGGCGUAUGUGACAGGAAGAUAACGGAUUUAUCAGCGGGAUCGUGUUUUUCACUCCAAAUAAUAAUUUCAUUUGACAGCUUAUAAGCUUCUCUUCCAUUCAGAGUUAUUGGCACAGAAAGUGUGUCCUAAAGUCCAUUAGUCGGAUGACCCUUGAAUAGCUGCUUGUGUGUGCUCAGUGAUUCGGACAAGGCGGCCUGUUUUCCAGCCUACAGCUCUACUUACAGAUUGCUGCCUGCCACUCUCUCAGAUAUGCUGUGGGCUGUUUUCUCCUCUCCUCUCCCCCCCCCCCCCCCCUCUGCCUUCCCUGGGUGCAGGCGGUGUUGCUCUCUCUGCGGCAUGAUUCAUAAGGUGCUGUAUUUAUUUGGUGCAAAGAGCGUGAACUGUGCACGAAAUAGAACAGAUUGUGUUUGUCGUGCAUCUGUAAUGUGGCAAGCGGAGAUGUUGCCUUUUUUUUUUGGGUCAUGCGUUUCUCGACCUCAGAGGGAACCGCGGGGAGGAUUUUUCAUUGUUUUAAACACAGCUCGCUGGAGAAGAAUGACCUCUGUUGUGGAUGGAUACCACUGGAAACGUUCAGAUCUGCUUUGCAUUACACUUUUUCUGCAGCUCUUAAACGAAAUUUAGUCAAAACAAGAAUGAAAAAUAAAAAAAAAAGCCGACUGCCAAAAGAACAAAGAUGCGUUGAGUGUUUGGAGCAGCUGUCUAUUUCCAGCUGGAGAAAUAGUGCCAUUGGUGAUGCAGAGCAUGAUGUGGAGGUGUUAGCAGAGCGUACGACAAAGAGUAGAUAGUGGCUGCCUGGGGUGGCCUUGCUCUCCUGCGAACUCACUCCCACCAACAGCCGGCUUUGCAAGGUCAAACUGUUCAUAACUGAGAGGUCAUUGAUUCUGAGCACCAUGUGCACGUCGGCCUUUUACCUUGUGGUUUGUGUAAAAUGUGUAGCAGCGAGUGAGCAAGCGAGUGUGCAUAAUGAGAUAUGCAGAGCAGCAGAAGUCGGGGGAAACGAGCAGAAGUAACUCACUUGUAAGUAUCCGCUGUAUAGUAUAAUUUAUUCAGACUCGGGUCAUAAAUACUUAACUCUGUGUGAUAUCAAUUUCAAUGCCUUUCUCUUUGCACAUACAGUAACAUAUGAUGAUAGAUCUCUAAAGCUGCUAUGGAUACCCCUUUCCUAUUAUCUCUCAUGAAUUCACCUUGAAUAUGGAUUUACUUUCAAUUUUAGCUCACUUUAACACGACUUCUCUCUCAAUAUGCGCGGUAAACCUGUAGUUUUGUUCCUUUCCGCGGUGAAAAUGCCACUAAAAUCCCCCAUGCCUCUCUUUCAGGAGCUUUAGAGAAGAGCAGAGGAUCAGAGCUUUUUUUUUUUAUGCGCUCCAACAAAAGAAACCACUCGCUGCUAAGGCUCACAAUGCAACAAACAUGAAAAAUGGAUUUUCGCCUGUCACAAACAAAGGUUGCAUCCUCUAUGCACUGUUUUAGACAGUGACAAUUUAAUAGCCUUAUAUAAUGCAUCCUGCAGGCACAUUAUUUUGACAUAUAUCUUCCUCCUCCCCGCCCAUAGUCCUCCUCUCAACCAUACUCUCACUAGUGUCAGCGCUGCUUGGCUGCAGCGCCGAUGGGAAGUGGCGUGCAGCCUCAGCCCGAGGCCCCCCUCCACAUCUGGAGCUCAGCAAACCCACUUUGUUCUGCUGUUGUUAAACAUGCCAGUGCGACAUCGAACGGACCUCUGACCACUCUGUAAAACACCACAAACUCUAUAAACUUCAAAACGCAUUUCUUUUGUUAUGUUGGCUUUAAGAGGCGACGCUCGUUCAGCUGCAGUGGUUUCAUAUAUUCUACAGGAAUCAACUCUCCGGUUCCUUGUUGAGCCCUGAGAGGAGAAUAUACACUUAAGUAAAUGAAUCUAAGGACAAUCAGGGGUCUAAUUAUCACUGUAUGCUCACAGCUACAAAUAGUUUUUAUAUAUUUCAAUAUUUCCCAUUUAUUCCCUCUUUCAGCCGUUGAAUAAUUCAUGAGAGAGCUCCUCUAAGCUGGUGGAUAUUUGUUUAUACAGCAUGUGUAAUUGAAGUCUUUCAGCCAAUUCUGUGCAGGGGCUAUGGUUUGUGGUCACAACGCUUAAAUGCAAAAUGAAUUUCUGUGGCCCACAGCUUAAUUAAUUAGCCAGCAUUUUCUCUCAAGACUCCACCAGCUGUUUCUCGCCUCUGCCAGGAUCCCCGAGCAUUAAUAACAGGGGCGUUAACAGCAGCUCCCUGUGUAUCACUGUGUUAGGGUCACGGCUGUUUCUGGCGAAUUUCUCCGCAUUGCUAUUAACUCUUGCGUGCAGGAGUGUAGUAUUUCAAACAUGCAGUAACACCUCGGGGUUUGUAGGCAAUUAUCUGUUUCAACGAAAGUCGAGCUCGUAGCUUUGCUUGUGAAGUUUGAGAACUGGAAAUUAACCCCGAACCCAUGACAUGUAAUUAACGUUGAUCGGCUCAUUUUCUUUAGGUCUAGAUUUCCUUUUUCUUACAAAACAGCAUUUGUAGACAAUCGUAAAACUGAGUGUGCCUCUUAUAUACACCUCUACCUAACUAAAGUAAAGUCUGGUAACACUCAAUUUUCUUAAAGUUUUAUUUUUUUGUGCUUGUAACAGCUGUGAGGGGGAUAUUACACCUAAGAAACAACUUUAAUUACUUUUCCCACAGCAAAUAUUCACAGUGAGUGUCAAAUUUAAAGACAGCAGUAGGAGAUCUUUUUAUCAAUUAACACCAUUUUAACAAAGAUGGGACAAUCCAUAAUGUAUAGAGGCACACUUAAUGUAAGUCUAACUCAAGUAAUUUACUUAAGUCUCAAAAAUAUUUAAUUCAUCUGAAACCUAUCUUUGUUUUUAGUCAUUUUAAGGCAAAAUAAUGAUAGAUUGUAAAGUCCAGUCAUGUACAAAGUGCUUUACACAAUGCAAAAACCAAACAAAAAACAAUUAAAAGUACAGAAUAAAAAGAUAAAUUAAAGGUCCAGUGAGGGUUUCUUUUUUUUAAGGUCAUGAAAGAGACAGAAAUUCAAAUUAUAGCACUUUCCUGAAACUCAAAAGCAGUUAUGAAUACCAUGGAUAAGCUAUAUAUAGUAAUUUUUAAUGCCAGAAGCAAUUUUGAGGGGGUAGGUGUCAGCCGAGCAGACCCUUUUUUCUACUUCUUCUUUAACUGUUCACAAAAUGACACGCCUGACCACAAGAAAUCAGCAAAAUGAGAUUCAUUGUUAAAAGACAGUAUUAAAGCAUGUCAAGGACUAGAUAAGACUGCUUUAUUUACAAAAGUUCCCUACUGGAGCUUUAAAACAUCAGCUGACUAAAAGAAGAAGACUUGAAAAUAUGGAUAAAGUGUAAGAAUGAUAAGCAUUUUGACAUCAUAAGUCUUUUAAAGUUAUGAAAAAGAAGAAAAAUAAUGAUUACAAUGGCAUGUUUCAGGCUGAAAGAUAUUUAUGGUGGUAAAACUCGACAAACUCUCCCUGAGGACCACCAAUGGAGCAUCUAAUUCUAAGAUCUGACUGCUAGAUAUCACUUGAUUUUUCACUUUUGCAAACUGUAUUUUUUUUUCAUUUGGUAUCCGGAUAUUUGUUCCCUAAAGAAAACUGUUUUAAUUGCCAAAAUAAAGCCUCAAACCUGGAAACCAGCUGGGAUCCCUGUGUGUCAGUCCUGCUCUUCAUAGACUCCCCAUCGAUCCCAACCACCUCCAUGUGAGUGGAGCGGAAUAUUCAAAGGCAGAAAACAAACCUAGUCUUAGAGCAGUAAAAUCUUGAAUCUUUCUUCCCUGUUUGCAUUAGAAAAGCGCUCUUGUUAUGCAUGAAUGUAAUUCGAAGGAGAGAAGGUUGCAUGAAAGCGCGAGAGAGAAAAAUAGAAGGGUCAGCCCUGUUGAGAUGUAGCUCUGUACUUCAGUCUGACCUGACGUUACCAUCCAUACAGAGAAUCCACAAUGAAUCUAUUAGACCUCAAGUCUCUAAAGAGCUGAGGUUUGUGUGUAAGGUUUUGAAAAUGUCAUUAACUGGCGAGAGAUAAGCGGGGCUUGUCCACUCAUUGCUGUAAACAACACUCACCACCAAGGUUAUAUGGGUGGGCUUGAGAGGGGGGAUGAAUAAACGUUUUGCCGUUUAUGAGAUGCAGCAUAUAAGGGUUACACAAAGUCUGUUAUGAUUUGGGUUGGAAUAGCUUGAAUGUGGAAUAUUUGUGUUUAUGCGGACAUAAAGGUAUAAUUUUCAGCCCCUUGGCUAAUCGUUCCUGCGGAAAAAUCCUCAUGACUGCUCGUAAAGAAAUCUCGCAGUUUAGAGACAUUUCCUGUUAAGUAACCGCCGAGGAUAGAGGAGCGUUUUUCGCCUCAGAAUGGCAUUAUUAGUUGAUCGUUUCAAACCACUUUGCCUUUGUUAUGUUGAGGAAGUGGAGCAUCCUCUCGGGGUCAUUACCAAGAUUUUAAGACCCUUGUUUUGUUUUGUAGUUAGCAGCUAAAAAUGUUGUUAUGACAGCUGACAUCGCUAAAGGAGAGUUGACUCCGCAGCCCUGAGUCCUAAUUCACAGUGCUUUAAUCCAGAAAUAGUCCAAAAAAGAACAAAGCUCAGCUCAGCGUUGAUACUUUUCUCUUUUUUUUUGUUAUUGUGAGCAAACAGAAGAAAAACAAGUCAGUGAAUUUUGCAAAUAUUAAAACCAUCCUCUGUGGAAAGUUAAUGCACUGAACAGUCAGGAGCAUCUGCAGCGGAAAAAUGACUAAGUGGCUUCUUAACAGAGUUUAUAGAUUACAUUAAUUUUUCAUAUCAGUUAAUGUGUAAUGAUGAUGUUAGGUGUAAUGAGUGUUAAAGUUUAAUUACUGUGAAUUAUACAUCCGAAUUAGACCAGGAGGCUGGGUUUGGAAAGCGGGGACAGACUGGGGCACAGCUUUAGAGAACUGGGACACAUUCGUAAAUGGAGUGAAAAAAUAUGUUAAUACUUGGAUUUAAAGCUCUGGCUCUUGGCAGCAAUACGUUCGUCAUCGUUUAUAGUUAGGUUGCUUAUUCGGUGUGAUAAAGAAAAUCAAAUACUCUUAUCAAAAUUAAUAUCAACAAAUAGCUGCUAUUUGUGACGCCAAAUAUCCCACAGCCAGAAAAAGAUUAAAGGACAACACAUACACAAGUAAGAGGCUCCUCUCCUAUCCCUGCAGCGAAACACGCUGUCCUUAUUUCCUCCUUUUAUUCCUCUCUUCAUUUUGUGUCUCUUGUAAAGUCAUUCUCAGGCUGUCUGUGCUUGUUUUACAUCUUGUUUUGCACCCCAUUUGGCACCUUAUCUCGCUCCUCAUUUUGCAUGACAUUUUGAACCUCUUUAUUGUUACUCUCCAUCUCUUUGUUGUCAUUUUGCAGCUCUUAAUCGACCAGCACCUCUCAAUUUGGCUGCUUUAAUUCCCAGUUUGUAUUUGGAUUCUUCAUCACUUUGCAGUUUUACCCAUCUGGGCAGAUUUUUUGCUAUUUUUGUGGUCACUUUCCAUCUCAUAGUUGCUGUUUUGCAUCUCUGUUUUCUAUUUCUAACCCUUGGGAGUUAUUGAGCAUAUCUUUUUAAUCAUUUUCUACCAUUCUAGCGUCGUUUUUUAAAUCUGUGUGUAAUACUUUUGUAUAUUUUUAUGGUUGCAUAUCUUUUUUGUUGUCAUUCUACCUCUCCUCAUAGUCAUGGCUGCCCCUUUGUUGUCAUUGUUCUUCUUUAAAAUCUUCAAAUUUUCCACCUCUCUGCAGUCAGACUCAUUGUAGUCCUCUGCAUCUCUUUGUCUAUGUUUUGUAGCCUUGUAGCCUUCAGUGUUUUCAUCCCUUUGUGCCUGUUUCCUUGUUUUUGUCCCUUUUUUGUUGAAACGGGGCUUUAGUGUUUAUUAUAAUGUCAUUCUGAUCUGAGAUGAAUGGUUUCAUUAUGUACUAUUUUGUCCCUCUCUGUAGUUAAUCAGCCACAGCGUCUCACUGUGAUAUUAUAAAACCACCGCUGCACUUUUGAAUGGCACACUCCACUUAAAAAAAAAACUCACAAAUAGCUCAGUUGAAAGGUCAAAAGUUAUAUUAUCUUUGUAAACGUCCCUAAAGUACUUUGGGUUUUAUAAACUAAGCAUUCAGGUGCAGCUAACCAGAGAGUGUCAGCAGGCAGGCACAUCACAAAAGCUAACAGAGUGCAAAUCACUAGAGACUUACUGAAUGGGAGGCUGGCUGGUCAAUAUUGUGGAAGACUUGUCCUCAGGUCGGUAUGUUGUGAUUGGUCAAUAUGCCGUAAUCAAUAGUCACAAGCAUGAGGGACCUUUGUGAACCUGCUCCUGAAGAGUGCAGGUGUUUCAUACUGUAAAUAUGAUUUCAAAAACUGCUUUAAAAUACGAAAUAAGGAGAUUUUAGACUUAUUAUAAAUUAUGUGAUUAAUUGUAAAAAGUUUAAGGUGUUUCAUCUUUUUUGUACCUGAUUUUUUGCAGUUCUUAGCAGCUGUUUUUGUCUCUGUUUGACUCAUUUUGCAUCUCUUUGCAGAUUUCUUGUUUUGCAUCCGUUUGUAGUCCUUUGCAUCUUGAACUUAUCUUGCAUAACUUAGUACUUUUAAUUGCUGAUUUUCUUCUCAUUUUGGAUCAUCUUGUAGUUUUUGAACCCCUUUGUGGUUGCUUUGCAUCUCUCUGUUCUUUUGUUGCAACUAAUUUGCGGCUCCGUUUCAACUCCUCAUCGUCAUUUUGCAUCCAUUUGCACUUUGUUCUCCUCCUUGUAUUUGUGUUUUAUGUCUGCUUUUAGUGGUAUCAGUGACCCCUCUUGUACAGUCAAUGGCAUUAAACACUCCCUAAUCACUGUAAAGUAUCAUAUUGCACCAUAGCUGGACUUGUUUGCUUUGCCUUAAGUCCCCCCUUCAACCCACUGGGGCUCAGAAUAACACACUCCAGUGCAUGUUGUGUCGCCGCAGUGACAGCACUUCAAAUUUCUCUUGAUUAAUAACAUGAAAAAACAUCAGUCCAACCUUUUAUCUUUUGUUCUCAUGCCAGGAAAUCAAAACAAGCUCUCACAAUGGAAAGGAUCCCAGCAUCACCACUCUUCACUAUAAUUGCUGAUGUCAGUGGUUGCACAAGCCUGUGUGGGUUCAUGAGCGACAUGGCUCCUCUUUAAUUCAACGUUUUCCCCAUGAAAGAAAAACUAAUGAUGGCUUCAUGUCCCCACUGUGUGUAAAUAUUAAAUCACAUAGUCCAGAACUUUUCCCCCCAAUAUGCUCGGAGUAUUGUUUUAGCGCGCUCACUCCCCGCUAAGGUAAAAGGCCACCAUGCUGCUAAGUUUUCCUCUUCACCAGCGUAACGUUUGUCACUUUAGUCCCUCUUUGGUUUGUUUUUCCUUACCAAAAAAAUCCAAGGUGUGGCAGCCCUCAGGCUCUUCUUGCCCUUAAAGAUGACAAACAGGAGUUUUUGUCACUUCUCUGUUGGCUAUUUGUAGAGGAAUUUAGCCGUGAUUUGAAAUAUUUAGUGACCUAGUUGUGGGACACAUCAUUUUUUAGAAUAUGCUUAAAACUAGGUCUGUAUAUUCUGAGUAAUUUCUUGUGACUAAACCCCUCCACCCUCCCCAAAUUGCAUCAGCGUGGAGGAAAAAGCGCUCCUAUUAAUUCAUCUUCAGUAUUUGUAGUGGUGAAAAUGGGUCCUCAUUUCCCCAGUUUUGAUUUUCUCAAUGAGAGAAAUAUCUCUCCAGAAUGGGAAUUAUGCUUGGGAUCAUUUUAUAUGGCUUUGCCUUUGUGGUUUCACUUGCCUAUUUUAAAUGCUUGGCAGGAAUAUGAAAUUCAUUAUCAUUACUUAGACCUCAUUAAACUGAAAAGAAGCAUCUCAACUUUCUAAUUGGUUCCAAGGGGGAGGGAGAAGAAGAAAUAAGCAAAGUAAUUAAUAUUGGGUUUAUCGGGCUCCAUUGCAGAUUUCUGCUCUAGUGUUUCCUCGGUGUGCCAUAAGUCCUCUUGCAUAUUUACACUACAGAUCCAAUUACUUUUUUUCUGGGGGAAACUGGUGUGGGGAACUGGGACAAAAAUUGGAAAAUGCGUUUGAUUAAAUAUGAACGACGAGAUUGAAGGAUUGAUUGCGACAUUUCAUGUACUGCCAAGUUAGAUUAAAUACUAGAGAGAACAUGACAUACUUUUUAAGAGGUUUCUGACAUGAGAUGUUUCAGGGCUGAAUGAAUUAUGGACUUGAUUCUGACUGGUCGAUACCCCUCACGAAGAGUAUGUUAUUUCAAGACAACAAAGUAGUGCUAGCUCAGUUACCAAGAACUGUUCGUCUGUUCACGAUAAAUCCAUUUUGUAUCACAUGUCAAAGGUUUUUAUCAGGUGUUAAAAUUAUUGAUUGUGAGAAAUGCACUUUGUUUGUUUCCAUGCAAACAAACUGGCUAUGAUUGUUGUGUAGUGAUGGGCACGGCAGUUCUUUUAGAUGUACUGAAUCACUAGAAUCAGUUCACUAAAAAGAUUUGUUCAACAGAUUCGUUCAUCAAAUCACCGAAUCAUUUAGCGGGAGGAGCCUGCGACUCCAACCUCCUGAACUGAUUCACAGCUGAACAGUUCAGGAUUCAGUUCAAAUCAUAGCCUCUGGGACCAGGAGACAAGAGUGUUUGGCUGUGUUGCUUUGGCAAACAGGUUUGUAAAAAUGAACUUGUUUAUAAGUCAUGAUGUUUUAAGUGUACUGUCCUAUGGUAUGCUAUAUACCAGGUCUGCUUGGUAAAUUGCGGUCAGUGAGUGAUUCGUUCACUGAACGUUUAGAAGAAUUCAAACUGAACAUGCACCCUCGCAAACCACUGCAAUGAUAGGAUGCUGUGGGUUUAAUGCACUACUUGUUACAUGCUGUGUCCUAUUGUAUGAAAGUUGUUGUGAUGGCAAUUUAGCAGUUAGAAAAAAAGGUAGUUUUUUCAGAUAAACAUGAUUCGAGAGAGUGUAGUUCAAUGUGUGAUUCGUUCACCAAGUGAUUCAGAUGUCGGUGCAUGUGGUCCCUCGUUUGCUGGCAUGGCAAUGCUGUUUCUCACUUCAGCUAAACUGAAGUGAGAAACGAACUAAUCACUCAAGGAAGUGAUUCGGUUCAGUACGUUCACUUAAAAGAUUCGGUUCUUUUGAACAAAUCGUUCGCGAAUGACAAAACACUAUUAUUGUGCAAAAACACUUAGCCAGGAGUUGCAGCCGUGCACCACGUCUCCACGGCAUCAGUAUCUUCUUAUCUUGUGUUUUCUUCUGUCAGACCAGCUGUGUGUACUUCCUUAUUUCACUCAAUAAGAACAAGUAUGCAGACACCUGGACACCGUGAAUCCGACAUGUUUUUCUGUACAGUUCUCUUGUUGCGGCAAAUCCACACCUAGCAGUCCGAGCAUCACUUUACAUGACUUACUGUCCACUCAGAUUAUUUUUCUUUAAAGAAACUACGUGUACACUUCCAUAUGUUCUGCAGCUACGCUGUCAGGUGAUUGGAGGAUGAUUUGAAUUUGCAUACCUUAAAACCGCUUUGCUCCACUGCAGCUAUGGUGACCUUAACUUUUGUGUUAAAGCAGGAUCAUUCAUUUCUCCAUCUUUUACACAUUGUGUGUCAAUGUGUGUGUUAAAAACAUAGUCUGAAACAUGAUUUUGCAGUAAGUGUUAGAACAGACCGGUCGAAGUUGAAACUUUUCUCCCGUUUGACCUCUUUUUGUCCGGUGUCAUCGCCCCAAAGUCACAACAGACCUGGCGUUUCUCCUUGGUGCAAGCUGCUGGAGUUGCUCGGAUAGCUCUCCCCCCUCAUGUUGUCUUCAUGUCACUGACUGGAUGAGGCGGCAUCAUGAGACUUAUGUUUUCAGUGGGGACAGAAAAUGAAGGCACACAGUGGGGAGAGUAUUAGCAGAACGAAAAAAAAUAAACGUCAGUCUGACAGAAGCAAGAUUUUAUUAGGCAGGGGUUCUCAAUGUCUCUUUGGAUUAAUAUUUGAUUACUUUGCCAGCCCUACGUCAAAUCAUAUCAAUAUGCUAAAAGAAGUGUUGCACAUUUUCCCCCCGGUCUGCUGACACUGUAACAAAAACCUUUCAGAUUUUAUGGUUUGUAGCUGAUGAUUCACUAGUAAAGAAUUUAAGAAAUGAGGAGGUAACAGCCCAAAUAAAGCAAAGAGCUCAUUGAAAGAGACAUUGAGCCCAUCAAGGGACUGGUUGAGUGAGGAGAAAAUAUCAACAUCAAGACUUAAUCGAGGGCUGUGGUCAUUUUACGCAUCAGUUCAGUAUGCUAAUGAGAAGAUGCUAAUGUUUGGACUGAACCCUGCAUGGAAAAAUAAGCUCAAAGUCAAUGCGACCCUGCCAUGGAAGCAAUUCUAGAAUUACAAAAAAAAAUCAACUAAAUGAAGUUAAAGUCCUGUAGAAGAGCAGGUUUUAACAGUAGACUCUCCCAAUAUCAGUGCAGAUCUUGCUGUAACAACCCGCUCUGUAUACUUUACCCCUUACUUGUUAUGUCUGAAAAUUUCUCCUUAAACUGUAUGUUUAAUUAGAAAUAAAGGUCCCAUGAGUAACUUUUGAUUAUUUGUGCCAUCUUGUGCCUACAAAGUCCUUACACACCGGGACUGACGCAAAUAUCCGACACGAAAUAUUCAGAGGCGAAUGUGAUGCGAUUUUGCGACUUUUCGGGGGGGAAAAAAGACACGUGGUGGAAGCGAGAAGACUGACACAACAGCAGACUGACUGUUUUUCAGUUCUGAUUAGACUCUAGUGUUGAGAUGUCUGUCUGUCAUGAUAGCAUGUACUGAGUCGGGGCCAGUACCAGAUAAGCACAUUAAACUGUAAUCCAUAAACGUAAGAUAACAACCGAGACCUAACGGUGCUGUGACAGCAACAUGAUUGAGUUUGAGACAGUGAAAAUACAUAUGGUUUGUUGUAUCUGAACAGGUUAGCUUACGAGCUAAAGUUACUUAGCACAGAUGAAAGUCAAAACAAAGAUGUUUAGCAAACUGUCAUAGCCUAUGAGAAAUCGGACUCUAUGACUCUCCACAAGUUGUCCUUCAGGUCGUUAUCUUUGUAAUGUUUGUGUCUUUUAUCAAAAAUCACUCUGUUCUCCAACACGUAAACAAUCAGCCGGUCGGCCAUGUUGGAUAUACCGGUGAAUCUGACGUUGCAACAACACGAAAUCUGAUUUGUCAGAAGUGGACACACAGUAUGCAAAACUUUAGAAAAAUCGACCAUGAUCCACAGGACGGGAAAACAUCGCUGAUGUGAACGCUUGUAUUGACAGGAUACGGGUUCGAAAAAAAAAAAUAUUGACAUCCAAAAUAAUCGCACGAUAAAAACGGUCCCGGUGUGUAAGGACCUUAACCCUGACCCUAACCACUGUGGAGAAAGCCAUCCUAUCUUAUCCUGCCAUUGUAUAUCAUUAAAAGUCAUCAGUAUGGAUUUCAGUCUAUUUCAUAAAUGAUAAAAAAAAUUACUCAUAGAGGCUUUAAGAAAGUAAGCUGGUUUUUAACCCUUUAAUGCCUGAAACCACAAAUUAUGGCAAGAAAAAUUCAAAAAUUUUUGAAGCAGAAAUGUUAAUUUCAUUCAUGACUAAAAAAACCCAAAAUCGAAAUGUCCUUAAAAUUUGACAAAAAAAUUGAGCUGGUUUGAUACAUGAGAUGUUUUUGGAAACUGAUAAACCACAAGAGGACAUUUUUAUCAUUUAUUGGACUGUAUUCAGGUGUUUUUUUAGUAAUUUGUUGCUCAUAUUGAUUUGAUAGAAAGUAUGUAUCAAAUAUGAUACAAAAGGCAUUAUGGGGCACAUUGGCAAUGCCUUUUAAUACAGCCAAUGUUAAAUAACAAUUAACGAUGGAGAAACUAUAUUAGCUUUUCAAAAUGUCCUGUUAUGAUCUGAUACCAGAUCCUGUAAGCUGGAAAAAAUAAUUCUACAAUGACUUAAUAAGAGGAGGUUGUAUGAGAGCUUAAAAUAUUUCACAAUGAGGCAAAACAUGUGUCUUACUGUUUCUCAUUGCCGUGAUUAAAAGGCAGAUCAUGUGCGACAAUCAGCUCUGAUGUAUUAGUCUGAAUUUAUAAAGAACCGUUCCUGCCAAUUUCCAGCUUGCAGGUGUUGCAUAAUCACCACCGUCGACCCUUCAGAGCACAUGUCAAACAGCAUGAAAGGUCAUUCAGCCUUUUGUAAUAUGCAUUAUUACACAUGUUGCAGGCUCAUUGGCACACAGCAGCCAUCAGCAAGUGAGGCCAGCAGUCACAUCAGAGGCAAAGCAGCUGCUCUGUGAGGGCUCUCUGCCACCACUCUGUCUCCCUGUUCCCCCCCUUUUCUUCUGGCUGAAUGUAACUCUUUCAUCAGAGCAGGCGAUCUAAAAAUAUGUAAUACCAGCUCUGGACGUUUGCCAGGCAGGGGAAAAGGGCUGAAAUGACUGACAGGGAACAGCGUGACAUUUAAAAGUGAAUGACAUCACACUGACAGGAAACAUAAUUUAACAUCGCAGUUUUUCCCUUUGCCCGUUUCUAAAAAAGACGUGUGCCACGAGAGACUAACACAGAUAAAGUGCCUUUGAUUAUUUGUGUUUAAUUGACACGAGCUGUUUUUUUUUUCUUUUACUCCAAAUCGCUGUCAUGCUCCGCAAGCCAGUUAUUUCGACUCUAAAAAACAGAUAACCAGGGUUGUUUUUACAAGCGCAGGUCUUGCAAAGAGUCAGAGUAGCUUUUAUGUCCUUGAUCAGCCCCCUUUCUGCAAUGUCCCAGGCCUGUGUUGUGUGUUUGACAGAUGAGACGACACACUUUGAGGCUCACAUGCAAAUGCAAAAAACCCCCUUCGCUACUAUUCCCUGCUUCCUCCGCUCUGUGCAGUUUUCAUGCAUCUUAAAACAACAGCAGCUCUGCUCUGUGAGAAGUCAUUUUGCAUUUCAAUAAAGUAUCACUUUCUUUUUUUGGGCGGCUGCACAGGACCAAUCUUAAGGCCUCCUUGUGUGACACGCUGUCAGAACCCGCCAGCUAUAUUUCAUGAAUUUCUGCGCUUCUGUUUGUCAUGGACAGUGCUUUUUUUAAAACAGAAAUGCAUACUUUUGCUUGUAACUGGUUUUGAUCCCCCUUCUCCAACAUCGCAUGCAGCCCGCGAGUGCAAACUCAGAAUACACACGAGGUUUUUUUAAGGGAAAAUCUUGUGUGUUUAAUCCCGUUGUCUUGACACUUUUGGUAUGCUCGACAUGAAGUUCAGAUUUUCACUGAAGCUGUUUUUAAUUGUUUACAGCAUCACACAAGUCCUCUGCAUUUUUCUUCUUGCCUGAAAACAAAUUUCUCUCGCGGUUUAUCGAGCAAUAUGUCACUCACUUUCACCUCGGCAUUUAUGUCUAGAAUAACAACCGUACUUCGAGGACUUCUGAUGUUUUCGCGGAAAGCAGUGGGGGAAAAAAAUAGUCACUCAAUUUGACACCACGCAGUCACACGUUUUUGUGCCUCUCACUGUCUUCCAUCUGCAUUAAUUUGACAUUCUCUAAUCUGCCGCUCCCAUUUCCCGGCAGCGGCGGAACUGCUGUACAGCCUGCUGGCUUGGAUGUCUGCACAGAGAGGGAGCAUACACGAAGGAAGUGGAGCCUAUUAUGGGUCACCUUGGAUGCAUUUCCCAUUAAAAGGUGACAGGCACGCUGCUCUGGAACAAGGACUGCUGCUGGUUUGAAGAUCCGGGCCCGCUGUCUCUUGUAAAUGACUUAGGCUUCAAAAUAAUUAAGCACAGAUAAUAGAGAGUUUGAAGGAAUGGAUGGGAAUCUGACAUAGAGCUUGAGCUUGUAGAGAGUAACCACAUGCAACACUUAGCAGGCUAGAUUACACGGCAUUGUUGCAUACUCAACUCUGAUUGGCUAAUUACCGCAUUCCAAGGUCUGCUAUUUCUUCAUAGCGGGCUGCAAAUCCAAUCACAGGCUCUCAGUGACUAAUUUCAAUCACGUCAAUCCACCGAAAGACGUCAGGAAAAUUUGCCGUCGGUCUGUUUACUGUGGGGAGAAGAAAAAGAGAUGAAAACAGCGGAGGGAAAUACAAGACAGGUUUUGACACACAAAAGAGCUGUAGGCUAUAGCGGAGAAAUCGACUAAAUUGAGGACGGCACAUGAAGUAAACACCAAGCAGAACAUGAGAUGGGACGUUUAGAGGAUGUGAAUAGAUGAGAAAACGUCAUCGCGUUUUGACAUUGACAGGGCAGAAAACCUCGGUCACUAUUCCUCCAGGCGCUUGUAAGAUCCUGGUCACCUUGUCUCACUUCAACAUCGAUGAAAAUAUUCAGUUAUAUGUGAGAAAUAACAGUUUAGACAACUGAAGGCACUGGAGGUUUCUGUUGCGACGGAAACAGUUGUGAUGGUAGUUGUUAAAAAAUAUGAUAAUCCCAUCGCCAAUAGAUUUCUUUACUUGAAAACUAUCCGAUAAGUGGGGCAAAGUUAGCAUGAAGCUUUCUUAAAAGGCUGACAAACUUGGCUGGUAUUAGACGCAUUAAACUGAGCCGUUCCCCUGAUAGUGAAGUAAGGCAAGGUGAACAGGUCAACAGCACCAGAUGGAGUUUUUCUGCCUUGUCACAAUCAGAGUCUAUACUCAUUUUCCUUUUUAAACUCAUCAUCUUUAAACUCCACUUUACCCCAUACUGUGUCCCGCUUGAUUGAUCUUUCUUCAGUCGAGUUGGUUCUUCAGUUUUUUGGUCUACAGCUUAUGUAUCUUUCAGCUUUCACCGGCAAUUCCUCUGCCAGUUUCAACUUUCUUCUCUUAAGUCUGUGAUGUUAAGUUAAGUCGUAUACUGUAAGUGUGGUGAGUGUUCCUCAUAGCAACAGUCUGCUACAUAAAGGUAUAUUAGGUGGUCAUGCAAAUUGGAGUCACAACAGAGAGUGGAAGACCCAGACAGGAAUUAAAAGAGUUUAUCUCAGCCAGAAAACAUCCUCACCUGCUGUAACAAACCGCGCACAUUCACUUUAAUGUUUAUUAUCUAAAAAAAACCACAUGGUCAUACCUUAAGUUCAUGAUAGCACUCUUUCAUGCUGGUUGCCACAUGUCGUGAAACAGGACAGAAGAAGAAGAAGAACCAGACUUCCAUAGAGAGAGCUAAAGAAGUCCUCAGAGAGAUGAAUCUUCACUUUUAAAACUGAUGUUGAAGAUUUAGGUAACACUUUAAAAUAACCAUAACUUAUAAAUGGUAAGCAGAUAGUUUAUUAAUGUUUAAUCAUCAUUUAUAAAUAGCAUGUAGACUAUUAAUAAAUUGUAAAUUUUACAAUUUUAAAAACCUAACCCUAACCCUAAAGGUCCUUAUACUCCGGUGCCAACGCGGAUAUAGAACGCGAAAUUACAAAAUAUUCAGAGGCGAAUUUUGACACACCUGACUAUACACAUCAAGCCUGAUGCGAUUUUGCGACUUUCCGAGGGGGAAAAGACGCAUCCUGGGGAAGACUUUUCCCGGGUAAAGUCCCACCUCCUUCGCCUCUGAUUGGCUAGAAAAGCUGGAAAUGUCAUCACACGCUCAAGCAAAACGGUCAGCACUUACAGCCAAUCAGAGGUGAUAAGAUAAGCACAUAAAACUAUGGUAACAACCGUUAGCUUAUGUUAGCACAGAUGUAAUGUGCAGUAAGUUGAUUGCAUCCUAAUGGUUUAAGUUACUAACCCUAACCCUAACUUAUAUCUGUGUCUGUGAAAUGUCAUUAUUUCCAGACUUUCAAUACCAACUUGAGGCAAUGAGAAAAGUUUCUUACCAGGGAAAUGUGCCUGACUAUGUUCUGAGUGUCAAAUUGUGCAAGAUGUCGAACGGCUGUUGGGAUAUUUGACUUAUAAACCAAAAGAGAAUGUCACAUGGUGGUGUUGGAAAAGUCAGAAUCACCAGAUUUAACAGAAUUUUUCAUUUUCACCUUGAAGAAUUUGUGUUUUCAGUCUAGACUAGCAAUGGUCUGAGGGAUGCCGUUGCCGUGGGUUACAGGCUGCUAACAUCUGUGCCUGGUAACUAUCAUUAAUAGUAUUUUAGAAACUUAGAUUUUUACUACAUUGUCAACAGGCGGGGAAGAAAUGUGCUGGACUCCUUUCUGCAGAUCAGUUUGUCAGGUCGUCCCUGGUGCUGCUCAUGAUGUUGAGAAUCAUCCACUGUUGUCAUGGAGUUUUGACCAAUCAGAAACAAGUAUUUAACACAUCCAGGUAUUGAGUAAGAAAGCCAGAACUUGAAUCAAUCACAAUACAAAGCUAAUACACCAUAACAACCUCCUCAUUGUAUAUUAUCUCUUCUAUUUUGUCUCAAAGCACUUAAAUGAUGUGUGUGUUAGUCAGUGAAGUCUCCACAUAAUGCCACCGGCUGCCAAUCACUGCAACCCUGAGCCCCGGGGGAGAGACAGUUACUCGCUAAAUUGAGUCCCCCAGGCUUUCCAUUUGGUUGAUAUAUGGCGCGAAACAGUGACUACUCUCCUUGCUUACCUUUCACUCAUAUGCUGCAUGUGUUAAGCACCCAUAUUUCAUUCAGAUUAGAUUUCAACAAAAUGAUAGAUUGGCUCUGAAUCCCUCUUCAUGGAUAUUGUCAUGUACACAUUGUGUCAAAACGUCUCAAACAGAUGGCAGAGAAAUGUUUCCAUUCAGAUGGUAUACUUGCUGCCAGCGUCUCCAGAGACAUGCGCACAGUCUGGGCUCAUUACGGAAGACAGCCAGUCAUUGCAUACUUAUUGCAUGGUGACAUCUCUAUUGAGAUAGACUGACCAUUUUCCCGGGUGCUAUGGCUAUUUCAUCACGUUGGAAGAAGCAUUUACAGGUCCCGUGUGAACUCUACUCACAAUCAUUAGCGCAGGGAGAACAGAAGACCCAUUGAAAUACACAAUCAGCACAAUACUCAUUCAUGUCACGCACAAUUUACCAGAAUUCGCUUUCAUCCAGGCUCGCUGUCCAUAACUCAUUGGAUUCUGAUGCGGUUUUGUUGGUUUUCGAGCAUGAUUCAUCGUGCCGCUCUCCAUCCAGGGACUUAGACGCCGGUGCCCCUGCCAGGUGUUGUCGUUUGUGUGGAUAAUAACGGAUCGCUUUGACAGAUUUUCAUGUGACGUACCCGAACAAAGCAGAUCUCCCGCUGAGAGAAGUUGUGCGAGAGCCAGAGGGUUUGUUAGGUUUCACGAAGCUUUUUUACUUUUACUGUUUUAAAGCAACUGUCAAUAUGCUGUUGCAUCUUUAUUUGAACGUGACUUUAAGUUACUUAACUACAGACAAAAAUAGAACAGAGGAAGUAAAGUAUGAGUAUAAAAGUAUGAAAAGUUGAUUUUUUUGUGAUAUAUUUCAAUACAAACGACAAAAUAUCUUAAUAAGUCAAGAAAAGCAAGUGAGGAAACAAGGUUAGAUCUUUGGUUUUAAUGCUGAGCAGGUUUUGACCAUAUAUGAAAAUGGGCAAGCGGGCCCUGACAUCCCAGCCUGGCAGGAUCAGUUUGGAAGAGGGUACUCAGACUGGCAAGAGGAUCUUCAGCAUCAACAUCCGCCCCUUGAUACACAAUUAACUAAAACAACAUAAUAGCAAGCCAAGUUUUUCAGACGUUCUUGGUUUUGGACAAUUUAAUCCUUGAAGCGCUGAAGCCUGUUUAUACUAAAUACCUGAUAGGAAUACAAAUACAGAUACAAGCUGUGCAUUCAGCCCUCGCUCUGUGUUAAGACUGGCUGAUUUUAGUUUUAACUAAGUUUACGGCUCUUCACAAUGAAAGUUUACGAGAUGAUCCAAGGUCGAACAAUCAGUACGUCAUUGAUCCGUUGGCCUCAGAGGAGAAGUCAAGGUCGUGACUCGGUCAGAGGUGUUGUUUUGGCUUCAGUCUUAUUAAGUCGUCUAUAUUUUUAUGCAGUUUUUGAUUGACUCAUAUAAUGAAAUAGGCUCGUUUGGUGACGAUCUUACGUUCAGGUUGUAGAUUGAAAUGCAACCCGCCCCUUUCCAUCAGUGAAAAACAAUGGCAGCCUUUGUGGAAAGACACUCAUUUGAGGAAUUAAAAGUUUGAUUCUGCAUUUUUACUAUGAAAAAAAUCAAUCAAUACAAAGUCUAGUAACUGUUAAAUGAAAAAAAAAUUUAUACCCUAGUUUUAUCAUAUUCAUUCUGCUAAAUGUCAAAAACUAUGCUAUAAAAUAUAGUAUGUGUUUAUAAAGACGUUUAAUAUAUGCAGAAUAUGUCUGUUGUGGUUUAUUGCUUGUAAAAUAGCGUAUAAGCUGUGCAGUGUCACAUUCACAUUGUAAAAAAAGAAAUAAAAGGUUACCAUAUGUCAGAAAUUUUAUCCCAACAAUAAAAAGCUCCAUAAUUGUGAGAGCAAGAAAGACAAUGCUGUGAGCUUUCUAUAGCUGCAGCUGAUGAGAAACCCAGCGACAGGCUGACUAUUCAGUCGAUAAUGACUUGUACUGUGGUAUGUUAUUCAUCCUUGACCUUGAAAACAAUCGUCGCGUAAACAACCCCACCUCUAAGGUUUAAUUGUGACACUUUCUGCUUUUACUUAAGGCUGAGUGCUGACUUCUCCCAACUCUGCAUUUACAAUUCAAAUGAUUGUUUUUCUGAGUGAAAAAUAUAUACAGCGGUGAUGUCGUUAUGAAAUCAGCCUCACCACUGGGUCCACUUAGUCGCUGGAGGUCUGGGACUUUCGGUCAUGUCACAUUAUCCUCAUCAGCACACCCAUUUGAAAUGCAGAAAUGCUCUGUCACAUAUGGAAGUCCUUAAAAUGGUGAAGUUCUCAUUAAACAUUUCUAAAACAGUGAGUGGUUUUGUGUUAUUACACGUGGCAUUGGAUUGAAAUAUUCAUGUAUUAUAAAUGUAAGAAUUAUGCUACUGUUGCAGCUAAUUACGGUGAAGUUUGGUUGCAGUUACACCUCAAACCAGCAGCCUUGAUGAGGUCAUGAUCAUAAAAGGCAAUGCAGGCCAUACUUGUGUAGGUUGCUGAGAUAGGAUCCAAAUCUGACUACACUUAAAGGUCCUGUGAGUAAUUUUCAGUUUGUACCAGUUUUGGCGCCCCCUGUGGAGAAAGCUUUCUUCUGAGGCCUCACUUGCAGCAUUCUCUUGCAUUAAAAUGAGUAUAUAACAUAAAAAUUAACCAGUAGUAAUUUCAGUCUGUUUCAUAAAUGUUAAAAGAAAACUCAUCACAGGAGCUUUAAGUUGAAUUAGUAAAGACUCAAGUUAAAAGUUAAAAGAUACUGAUUCUUGAAAGCAAUAAACGCCAGCAUUAAAAAAAGUCUUCUCUAACAUGUACUGGAGUUAUUCCUCUCAGCAGUGGUUGCAAGAAUUCAUGAAGUGCCGAAGAAGUUUGUUUUAAAAGAAAAGAAAUGUUGACAUUUGAAGCCUCUGUAAUGAUCAGGUUUAGUUCCCUGAUAAACAGCGACGCUCAGUCUGCUGAUGAAGAACCAUGCGGUGAGAUCCAGAUCUGUUGUUUCAGUCAAAGUAGAAGUAGCUCUCUUAAAGUUCACCAUAACCUUUAUCUCCUGAAUAAAGUUAACAUAAAAAGUACACAUAAUGUUUUAAUAUCAUGUAUAUUUGAUUGUUGUUUAAUACAAGCAGCUCUAGACUCGUAAAAAAGGAUUUCCAUGUUGUAGCUGGUCCAGGUGGAGUUAAACUAAAUAUCUUAUACAGUCUUGAAUAGUUUAUUCAGUAACAGUAAAUCAUAAUUUGAGUUUAUUUUAUUCUUCUGUGAAUGUACAGUCCUACCUUUGCUCUUUAACUAGCUGCUAUAGCUGCCAGAUUGAUCAAACGGAGAAAGAAGUCAAACAUUUCUGACGAAACAGGCGUGUCAAGAGGUCAAAGUAAUGAGACUCAGGUAACUUGGUUCCUUUAGAGCAUGUAUUGUGAAAACCAAGGGCAGAUACUGAUAUUUUUAUAACCGCUUCAUAAUACGUCUUGUCUGUCUGAUUUGAGAUAUCAAAACAUUUGCUGGUUGCCUCUCCUCUUGAAAUGUCACUGGAAUAUAUCCUUCAAACCUCAGAAAAGGCACCAUAACCUCAGACGGACGACUUUUUCUUUAAAGUUAGAUGGUGAAAAAGAAUCAGUUUCUGUUCGGCGAUGACUCGAGUUUGUCAAAAAGGGCAAAGAUAGGCUGAUACCACCUGUAAGGUCGCAUAUCGGCGCUCAAAAUGUUACACGGAGAGCUUCACCAUCUAGAGUUUGAAAGAAACUCCCUCCCUCAGGAAACUCUUUGGGAAAUUUAGGAUAUAAGGUUUAACAUUCAAUCUUUUAGAAAGCCCAAAAGGUGGCAAAGUUUCAGCCUCCAAUUCAGAUGAGUGCAAGAUUCUACUUUGUAACACUGUAACCUUAAAUAUUAAAGACAAGAGAUUUUCCAAAAUAAAUAUUUAAUCAUUUGUGUGUACUAUUUGUUGUGUUUCUUUAAUGAACAUGCAACUCCAUUAACCCCAUUUAUACGUAUUCAUACACAUGGGGGUGCAUCAUCUGUUUAAAGUGUAAUAUUUAUAGGGCAAUGAUGAGCUCAGGAGUAAACAAGAGGAGCUGACAGACUGCAGCAAAUCUUUUUUUAUUUUUGGCAAACAGAACACGCCAACAAAAGAAUCUCAGCUCAUGAAAUAAAUCAACUUUUGAAACCUCAAAAUCACCAUCCUCGGAAACAUGACAGACUCUCCACCCUGUAAAGCGAAAUAAAGUUCUGACUUUCCCAGUUCUUUUAAGACCUAAAGUGCCCUGGUCAACUCGUUUCCCUGACAGCCAUUCACUCCCCCGCCUCACAGUAAUAAAGAGUUGGAAGCACGCAGCAUGGAAACAAAAACAAGGCAGUUCCAGUUGAGACCCUCUGCCUCUGCGCAACCUCUGACCCGCCGAAUGACAAUUUCUGUGUGACCCUUGUUCCCUGUCAAUCAAUAUGUUCUUGGAGAGAGCGAGAAAAACACACGCUCACGCACACACGCACGCACGGUCUCUGCAGCCGUUUGUCCUGUGGCGGGCUGGCUUUGUUCAUAGUCGCUGAUAAUGGGGAGAAAAUGGAAAUACAGAAAACAAUUAUACCCUUGCAUGGCUCCAGCCUUCACCUGAUGAGAGCGUUCAUCUCCAGCCAUGUUAUUCUCCGUCUCCCUCUGAAAUAUUUAUAAGCAAAGACGGGGUCUCGGAGCGUGCGGCGUGUUGUUCUGGCAGGUUGAAACCAUGGGCGAACGUAAAGAGCGCUCGUCAGUGUUGCAUAGCUUUUGUUUAAAGGUACCCAGCACACCUGCCAGCUGGAAAUACCACACUGAUUUGCAUUUUUAUUUGAUUUUAAUAUAUUCUUCUGAGGUGAUGAUUUUCCAAAUAUAGAGCAUCCCGACUCUUUCCUCUGUUUGCUAGCAACGAGCGAUGCAAGUUAAUUCUGUUGAGUGGUGUGUUUUUAAUAGAUCAAAGAGGAAAUCUGGGGCUGUCUUAUGCAAUUAAGGAGACGCAUUAAGAAGAACAAACCCCUGUGGGCUGUUGUUUUCAAAUGAUGCCCCACUGCUUCCACUGGUACAUCACGAUUAACGUUGUGCAGACAUGCCCUUUUGUUGAGUGCAUCAGACAGCAGAGAAACAUUCUCCCAGACCGGCUACAAAAUCUGGAUAUUUUUCAGUAAAACCAAAGGCUGUUGAUGCUUUCUAAAAUUCAGAGCCUGGAGUCAAGAUAAGCCCAAGAACUCCGCAGACUUGGCAGAAGGGAAGAGAAAACACAAGCUUUCUUAAUACUUGCCUCACUCCGGAUUAAAAAUUGGCUGUUAAUUUCCUCAAACUUAUUUAUCCAAUCAACGCCCUGACAAUAGUUGUGCGCAUUAAUAUUCGUUGUUGUGCUCAGCGGGAAGCAGGUACCGCACAAAAAACCACCGGGGAGAAACACUGAAACCUGAAGAGAAGAGAAGAGCAACCAGUUUAUCAAAUUUUAAUUCUGGCAUCUCUUGUGGUUUCUUUACACCCUGGAGAGGAUUUUUUUUUUUUUUUUUUUUAUAAUGUGAUGUGGCAGAAACCAGAAACCAGAGCGUGAGACGAGCCCACUGAUCUGCUUCUUUCCAGCGGGUCAAGUGGGGCUGUGUUGGUAAUCCCCACAGGAGCUCACAUGAUGGCUCAAUUAUAUCCAGAAACUGACACACAGCUUUCUGUCUCACUGUCACUUAAGAAUUUAAGCUACUUUAGGGCUCAGUUUGGCUGUUUUGUAAUAGUGGGCUGAAUAGAUAUUCACUAUGACACAACUAUCACCACAAUGGCACGUACUUUUUUUUCUUGUAUAUUCUGCAUCUACAUUAUUUUAAUGGCAAAUACCUGCUGAAAUUUUAGAUUCAGAACUUAACUACAACAACUUACAAACAUUUUAAAACUUCUUACUGGAGUUUGUUGUUAAAGAUUGGAUAUUUUCAAUUAAUCUACUACUAAUACUCAUAACAUGCAGCUCUACUAAUGUGAUUUAUCUUCUUGUUUGCACCUAAUGUGGUAUCCAAUAUGUUGGCUAUAAUGAACAUAAAAGCUGUAUUCGUGAGGCUGACCCCAACCAAGUCAGCCGGGCACUUUUAAGAUGGCAACCACCCUCUAUCUGACCUAGCAUCCUGUGGCACUGAUAUGAUGUUUCCCAAAUGUCAUGGUGGAAAUAUAGAUGGGUUUCUGUGCAACGUCCUCGCAGGUGUGCGCGCGCAGGCUUGGGGCAGAAAGUGGGACAAUUCUUAUUUGUUUACUAGCGGAGUCAACAGAUAAAGAAAAUGACAAGGAGCUGUUGUGCUGUAAACUGCACGAAUCGGCAAAACAAUCACCAAACAUUACGACCCUGCUCCUGAUAUUAGAAACAUCUAAAACAACGUCACAACCUGGUGAAUUGAGUGGAAUUCAUGGAUAUUUCAGCAAGUGUUUUUCUGAUUUUGAUGCAAUGAAGCGAUUUUUCAAUGAAAUGAUAUUUUUUGCAAAUGUGUCAGGGAAAACUUGCAAACAAUACGGCACCUUCAUUGAUAUAAGUUCACACUGAAGCAGGCUUUUGCCCCUGGUUGUGCGCGCACCUAGUAUUGUUUGUAUACAAGAAACCUGUCUAUUGAUCAAACACUUCUACAAAGUGAAUGUAAAUACAUUUAUUAUCUUAAAACACUUUAUCCCUUUGGUUUAAAUGACGAAUUAGAAAGGGUUUGCUUUUUGUGAGUGUGUCUGUUUGCGCUCGCUAACCACAUUUCCAGUCCAUAUGUAUCCAUUGAUAUAAAUAUUACUUGUAGGUCCCUGGCUUAUGUAUGUAAAUAAAAUAGAACAGAAUAUUCUAUAUUUCAGACUCAGGGUCCUUAGUGAGUCACUUGGAUUGGUUUUGUAUCGUCACGUGUGACAAUGCAUCUUGGGCCACACCCUGGCUCAAUUACCUGCUCUGUUUAAGAGGCUCCAGGUGUGUCCAAUCAAGGGCUCCAAUCAAGGGCUCCGGGUGUGUUCAAUCAAGGACUCCAGGUGUGUCCAAUUAAGCUCUCCAGCCUCAGACAGACCUCUCACUAUUGCACUCACGAUGGUUGAUUGAGACUGAAACAUUUGCUGCUUAUUUGUUUGACCCUAGUACUAAAAUAGAUCCAACUUUUUAAGACAUUGGUCUUUUCCGUAUUUCUGUGUGUGAGUCCUCUACAGCCCUUUCAAAUAAUCCGAUCUGACCACUGCACCAGAAGCAAGAAUACUGAUGUUAGGCACGCAGCUCUUUUCAGCCGUGGAGCUAAAAUUCUGAUGCAUUUGAAAACGACUGCAGUAAAAUUUAUUGUCAGUUACUCUUCAGACUCCUUUUAAUCCUCCUGCAGAUCAUCCGCAGCUGGUGUUUGAACAGUUAAAAAAUGCUUGAGCAGCACAGCUGAAAUCAUUUGGAGAUUAAUAUCUAUCACUGUGUUGUAAACUUCAUUACCUGGCUUUCAUACCAAUUACCCAGCUGGAUUAAAUACUCAAUUCUGACAAGUAAAAAGUCAUUAUUUACUCUACAAGUGACAGUAAGAAGAACCUGAAAACAAAUGUGACAUAAUGGAUCAGUAAGUGCGAAAGAGUCCAGCACAAUUCACCUCUGCUUGUUGACAUUGUGGCUAAAUGCUUUUUAACCCAAUGACAUCAAAUUAGUUGCAGCACAGCUGUAAAGGCAAUUUUGCGAACUACUGAAUCCCAAAGUAGAGCAAGAACCCGUCCUGACCCUGUUUUGGGAAACACGUCUUGCAUAUCCUGCUCAGGCUCUAAUUUGCAUAACCACUUUUUUCACAUAAAAUCACAAUAAAUGAUAAAUUUUCACUGUCAGAAAGAGUCAGAAUAAUGAGGUCUCUCUUCCAACACUACUCAGGCAUAGAGGACAAGAUCAGCAAAGACUGUUCUGUCCACAGGGGGCGCCAAACUGACACAAAUUAAAGGCUUUUAGAUAGAUAAAAUCAUUCACUGGCUAGUUUUAAACUCAUAAUGAAGUUUAAGAGAAUUUCUUAUCAGAUUAUUAUUUCCCAGAUGAGGGUUAGGGUUAGGGUAAUUAGGGUUGGGGUUAGGGUUAGGGUUAGGGUAAUUAUGGUUAGGGUUAGGGUAAUUAUGGUUGGGGUUAGGGUUAUUAGGGUUAGGAUUAGGGUUAGUGUUAUUAGGGUUAGGGUUUGAUUAUUAUUUACCAGAUGAGGGUUAGGGUUAUUAGCAUUAGGGUGAGAUUAUUAUUUACAAGAUAAGGGUUAGGGUUAGGGUUCCGGUUAGAUUCUUAUUUCCCAGAUUAGGGUUAGGGUUAGGGUUAUUAGGGUUAGGGUUAGAUUAUUAUUUCCUAGAUGAGGGUUAGGGUUCGGGUUCCGGUUAGAUUAUUAUUUCCCAGAUAAGGAUUAGGGUUAGGGUUAUAAGGGUUAGGGUUAGAUUAUUAUUUCCCAGAUGAUAAAACAUGAAUGCAGAGGCAUGGUAGGCAUUUUGUAUUUUCUGUGGUGUCUUUUAAAACUGCACAAAAUAUUAAUUUAAGUCUAAAUCUAAAAGUUCUUCAGAUGGCCAGUCAAGAGCCAGUAAGAUUUUGCUUCAGCACCUUGACUAGGGUUAGGGCUUUAUUCCAUAUAUAAGUGGAACCAUGUUGGCCCAAAUGUAGUACAACCUUUGAUUAUGAGAUGACUUGCCUUUUCUUAACUUGUUUUCUGUUUUUUUUUCUUACCAAAACACAAAGUUUGAAAACUAAAUUUCUAUUAUAAAAGGAAAGUUAUUGAACUGGUAACAACCAAAACAAUCCCACUAAAUGUCUUUUUUAAGAUUAAACUGUCAAAGGAAUGAUCAUGUCCGUAAAUGAAGCACCCUUGGUAUUCGUGUUUUGACGCCACUAUGAUUAAGAUAGCCUGCAGUCUUGCAGGAUGGAUGAUGGGUUUGCUGACAGCUUGAUCAGUUUUCAUAAACAUACUCACGUGAAUUUUUUAAGACAAUCUUUUUUAGCUUGCUGUCUUAAAAAAUUACAGACCGUGAAACAAAGUUUCUUCACCAUUUGACAGUUUUUUAGUUGCUCGGCUGCACUGAUAACCAAAUCCACUUUAGUUUUCAUAAACAGGUUUUUCAUAAACUUGUCCCAGUUUGAGAUAUUUUGUUGCUGUGUUUUCUCAUCUCUUGUCUCUCUGGCAUUUCAGCGGUGAGUCACAGCUGGCCUCGGCCAUGACAUGAGAGGUGCACUCACUUUACAGAUGAGUGGCAUCAUCUCUGUUGUGACAAAUAUUGAUAUUAGAUUACUCAACCUUGAUUACAAGACAAUCCCACUUGUUCCAGAUGUGAUCUAACACAAAUAUAAAGGUCUAUACAGUAUAUACUGAGAAUAAAAGUUAUUUUUAUAUUUAUUUUAGCUGCUGGGAAGAGGAUGGGAAAAACCAGCAACACCCACUGUUUUACACUUUUGAAUUUAGUUGUAAUCAGAGGAUCGAUUAAUAAACAAUUUCUUUAGCUUUUAGGUGCUUUUGAGUUGACAAAUGUUAUUUCGCAUUAGGAUGUAAGACAGAAAAACUGAACUUCCUUACAUCCAUUUUGGCUUAUAUGAUCAGCUGAUUGUCACAAAGUUGUUUUGGAUCCAUGAAUAGGUCAAUAAUUUGCAGCUCUAUUUAAAAUUAUGAUUAUAUAACAUAUAACACAUGAUUAAACUUCAGUCCAGUCAAGUGUAAACACUUUAAAUCAGUUUGUUUUCUGCGCCAAAGAAAAGGCACGUAAGGUACCAUGGUUACUGACAAAUAAAAAUGUCUUUUUCCAGCCGUGUUGAACCGUGUGUUAUUGUUUUUAUUCUGCUUCAAAUGCUAAUUAGAGUAUGUUGAAACACAGACUAAUUUAGUGUCACAGUUUGACUUCCAUAAUGAUUGAAUUAUGCCUACCGGCCCUGAAGUAAUGCGAUGCUGUUAACUGCAGCAGGUUUUCUCUUAAGAUUAUGUCCACAGUCGCACUAAAGCCUCUAAGAAGCUGCUCUUUCUGCAUUAGAGAGACCUCAAAAAACUAAAAAUAUUCAAAUGCAGCAAAGCGACACAUGCAAAUGUUUCCAUGACACAUUCCACAAACCCACAGCUCAUUGUCAAACAUUACUUCAAAUCACUUUGCCUGCAAAAUGCAUGAUACCCGGCUCCUCUCUCUCUCUCUCUCUCUGCUCUUUCUCUGUACAACCUCCUUGAUCUUGUGUCACGCUGACGGGUGUAAUUGUCAGAUGGCCCUCGCUGCAUAGCUCUCAUGUGUGGAGAGGCUGAGCGCGGUAGGUGGGAGAGGCCAGCGGUUGAGGUGGGUCGAGGUUGCCGGUCCAGUCCUCUCAUCCUUUGGGCAUCAGCCGCGAGUUUGGUGAUAAUUGCAUGGUGGAGUCGGUGUUCAUAUUCAUGAUAGCCCUGAAGCAGACCUCUCCUCCUGCGACUGGAUGUCUUUUUUCACACAUCUCCUCAUCUUUAUCAUUUUACAUUCAAUGAGCUACAGGGGCUUCGUUCACAGAGUGCGUGGAAAGGACAAUUAUUCUUGUUUACAGCAAACUUGUGUGAUAGUUUACAGUUGUUUUACUGCAUGGAAUAAAACAUGUAGAAUUUAUGAAUCUGAAUGGCUUCGAUUCAGUGAGAGAUGAUGCACGAAUCAUUGAGCUUAGUACAUUUAAACGUUAUGAGCAGUCCAGGGGUUGUAAAGCAUGCUAUACAACUUGAGGGAGGUGUCGCAUGUUAAAGAGAAGAGCAGCCUGCAGAGAACAUUUCUUAUCUAAUAAAAUUCUUGUAAAAUUCAAUGAAAUUCCCACUUUGUCUGCCAGCAGUUCAUUCUGUGUGUGCUGGGGGGAAAAAAUCUGUCACUCCAACCAGAGAAUGAGCCCAUCCAACCCCAUUUUUAUGGCUGAAUUUUCUAUUAAUUUGUGUUAUUUUAUAUUUUAUUUUUACACCAUGCAGCUCAAAUAUUUUCUCGUAAUUAUGAUGAAGAUUCUUUUAAAAGUCACCCUCUCCCCGUGGUGUGUAUUUUCUCCAAAUAUUAAAGGAUGAUUCUCUGCAGCAGCAGGUACACACAGUUCAGCACUGUUUCAUAUCAAGUGCUGGAGGAGAUUUAGGCUUACAGCUACUGGUAGAGCAUUAAUCCCUUUUUCACCCAAGCUAAAAUUAGUACAAUCAGUAGUGCACGCAUUUCCUUUGCAUUUGGGGGAAAAAAGGGAGUAUAGUUUGCUUUGCAGGAUAGAUGAAAAACAUCAACUAUAGCAGCUAAACCUUGAUCUGGUUGUUUGGUCCUCUGGCUUGCACAGUGCCUCAUGUCUGUAAAGACCUGGCUCUGUGAAUGGAAAACAAACAAGGUCACAAACAACGUGAUUCCAGCCAAUCAAUAGCACUGACUGUGCCCUCUGACCUCUGCCUCCUCCUCUACCUCUAUGUCUCACAAUGGACAUAUAAAAAGAUGGAUGUCAUGUCAGCUAAAGACCUGGAGCUCUCCCUUUUGGCUGGCUGCUGUAAUAGUCAUAAGGCUCAUCGAAGGCAAAUCGAAGAGUCAAAGCAAAUGUUUCUCACGUGUUGUUUUUGAUAUUAUAGUUAGCUUUCAUCAUGCUGAUUUAAUUAAUGAAAAAUCUAGUUACUCGAAGCUCAAUACUGGGUUUAACCAUAGACUGUAUAUAGAAUGGACGCCGUCUGCCUCCUCACUGGGUGAAGCCACUCCGAGAACAGCACCCUACAGUAUAGGUCAUAAAUCCCGCCUCCUCCAGCAAAGUUUAUGGGGAUGUGGACAAACUUUAGAAAUUAAUUACACAGAAUAAUUUUAAUAAUCCCCCCCCGGUUGCGAUGUUGACAUGUAGUUAUUGUAAGACUGGUUUGUGCUCAAGUCCUCUUUUUUCUGUGCAGCUCCAUUUUUAAAAGUUAUUAGGGGGUUCAUGUUUUCUAUGAUUAACACUUGAUACAGCCUAUGGGAGUACAAAGAUUGCAAAGCUCACCUGGGGGAAACAUUGUCUGAGCCAAGCAUCAUUACACCCACAGAAUGCGUACAACGCUACUGCGCAACGUUGGUUUCAAGAAAUGGAGAAAAAUCACAAAAAAUACAGAGAGCUAUUUGGCUUCAAAUCUGUAUAUUGGCGGAAGGCGGAACCAAGUUGAAGAUAGUAUAUACAGUCUAUGGUUAUAACAUGAAGACUGAAUCAUCUGUUGGCAUCUAUUUUGGUAGAAACACCAACAAACAAGUCAUUUCCGUAACCGAAACUGUUGGCUUCAAACUGAUCAAAAACUCAAUCAGAAAGUAAUCUCUCUUUUCCGUGAAUCUGUUUACUAAGAUGUUAGCUUGGAAAUGUAUGAGUUAGGAUCUUGUAACUGUCAUGAUGUGUUCUGUAAAUGUACUUUUUUCCUGGUUUUGUUUAUCGAGUGCAGACAUUGAUUUUCCCUAGUGUUCCUGUUCCCCUGCAGUCCAGUUUUGUGAGUUUUCAGUUUGUGUUUUACCCCAUUUUCCUUCAGUUAGGUUAGUUUUCAGUGUUUCCUGUUUCAUUUUGUUGUAGUUGAUUCCUUGUGUUUCUAGUCUGGUUUUACUCCCCUAGUUUUCCCUCCUUUGUUCAUCAGUUAACGACUUUCACCUGUGUCUCGUUAGCCUCACCUGUUGCUCGUUACCCUGCGCUCCAAGGCACUGAAAAUGUUUCUACCAAGUUUUAGUCCAUUUGUAGUGCAAUAUGGAUCCUUGCGUCCGACCAUUCAUAUUUUUAUGAGUGGAAAUGAGGUAUCAGGCAGCAGAUGCUCUUAAUCCUGUCAUGUUGCUUAUUAUUCGAAAGUUAAAGUAGCUCCCUGACAUAAAUUUAGUCGGGUAGAGCUUUUAAAUGAGUGUAAUAGAGAGAGGUUUGUUUGUGUGACUGCUGAUGUACAAUUUUUGUAAUCUCCCUUAAGAAUUUAAUACCCCACAUUUAACAAGAGAGGACAGAAUAAAAAUAAAAACACACUGCUGCACUUUAUUGUCUCUGUUUGGACUUGGCUCCAGUUUGCUUUUCGUGACAUGCUGGAUGAUAUAAAAGCAUGUGAGAAGUUUAGAGGGGGAAAGUGUCUCUUUGCUGGAACUUCAACAGCUCACAGACAUCAGAAACAUGACAAUAAGCCUCAGGCUGACACUGUGUGAAAGGGUUUUAAGAGUCAAUAGUUUAAUCUUUAACAAAGCUUUUUAGAAGGCUCAUCACGUUUAUUCUUAUGUUGGAAAAUAACUGGGAACUACAGCUGUCUAAAUAAUUCAGCAAACAUCUGAAUUAGCAAUUACUAUUACUCUUUUUUGGCAUUAAUGGUACUUUCUUUAACGUCCAAAACUCUGACAUAUGCAGCCUUUCUGUUUGCAGAAAACAAACAUAAAAAGCAUAAAGUCUUUGCAGUGAUGCAGCUGGCACCAAAACUACUUAUGAUUAAUAAGACAUCAGAGUAAGUGUCUAUUAGCUUUAGGCUAGCCAACCUAUCUAUGUAAGAGCAUUUACAACUCCUACUUGGAUUUCUAUCCAAAAUGUGAAAAAUUAAGAACAUUUUAAUUAGUUUUGGGCAGCUCUUUUACUCAACGGAGACAUAAAAACAAGAAAUUAAUUAAUAAAGAGAGCUAAAUUUGGAGUAGGAUCUAAAAAUAACAGAAAGCUAAUAAAGUGAUGUGUGUUUAUAAUGAAGAACUCAAAGUAAAAGGACAGUAUAUGAAAAUAGUACAGAACUAAAGCCAUCUGUAUGAAGGCUUUAGGUUGGCUUCAGCUCUGUUAUCAGCCCUUUAAUCCUUGACUUUCUUUUUUUGUUCUUCCUUUCAGAGGGGGGCACGUGUGAAGUGAUCGCUGCUCACAGAUGCUGCAAUAAGAACCGUAUUGAGGAGCGUUCACAGACAGUCAAGUGUUCUUGUCUGCCAGGGAAGGUGGCUGGGACCACCAGAAAUAGACCUUCAUGUGUUGACGGUGAGUAUUUAAAAAGAAAUUAAUAAAAACAAGGUUUUUCUCAAAGAAUGCAUGAGGAAAAAUAUUAGUUUUGAAUAAACUGUUUCCAUUUUCAUGAGAAAUUCUUCUUGAUAUGGUCUGUGUUACACAAAAAGAGAAACACCUCCCAGACAAAACUGCAACGUUUGUAAAAAAAAAAAAAUACUGAGGUUUGUACAAAUAAAAGCCUGUCGCAGAUAAGAUUACCAUUACUGGGGAAAGUGUCACUACCAAAUUUGGUUCCUGCCAGUCAGCUGAAUGUAUCUUCAGGGGUAAGUUUUCCCCCGACCCCACACAGUCAAACAUACCUCAGGCAAGGUGGAAGAAAAAGAAUAACAAAGCACAAGGAUGUGGAGGAAAAUGGCUGUUGAUUACAUAGGAACCUUCAAGGUAUUUCAUGGUGUUUUUUGUGGGCUUUGACAAAUGUCUGCUACCCGAGCUCAAUCCCUUGUAAGAAAUGGAUUUGGCACCAGGUUCUGACACAACCAAAGCACAUAUUGGCUUUAGCAAAACCUCUCACCUGCAGCUUUUAUCUUAAAUCCUUUUGCAAAUAUUACUGCAAUCUCUGAGCAGACUGGGGGAAUUUGAGGUCUUUCGAUGUCAGCUCUGACAGAUUCUUUUCCUCCGUCACACAUUACAAACCAUUUACUGUCUACUUACCCUGUAUUUAAGGCAAUUUUCUUUUCUGACGGCGGAAAUGUGGCGUGCAUUAAAGUCAAGUCACAGUCACACCUACCCAUCCACUCACUCAUUGAAAAGCCUCAGUUCAACCCUCCGUAUUCAUCUGUGACUGCAUGUUAUAAAGAACCCUCAGCGGUCUUGUUUGAGCUACACAUGUGACACGCCGAGGUUCACGCCACCUUUGACACGUACAUUUAAUUAUCAGGAUUAGACACUCUUUUCCAGUUUUACUUAUUCACAUGACAGCUAUUCUUCUGCAGUGACAAACUUGGGGUUUGAGGCUAAAUACUGUUAUUAUGUUGAGCUGCAGUAUUCCAGGUUUUAAGCGAGUGUCUAACAGUCAUCGCCAUUUUACUGAAAUAAAUAAGUAAAUGAAAGACCACCAAUCGUGAAAGUGACAUAUGCUUAAGUACAACAUAACGCAUAUUUAAAACAAUUAGAAUUAGCAGAAUUACCACAAUUCCUAUUAUUAUUAAAUUAUGGCACAUAGCACAAGAGGCCAGCUAAUGUCUAAAUGCUAUCAUUAGAAGUGUCUCGAACUGAGGGAUGCGUAAUCAUUUCAGAGGCUUCUGCAGAUACAUCCUUAUGUAUCUACCAAGGUUGCAUUGGUAGCAUCCUUUUGAUCUCAUCUAUCUAGUGAUUAAAUAGGCGCUAAUUCGAGCAAAAUGGUGGACCUUAAAGCGGCUGAAGGAUAUGCUUUUUACCGUCAUGUAGAUGUCAAUGGGCCGGGAGUGAGUCUAGUCUUGCAAUAUGGGGCUCAGUCUUAUCCCAUCUUGACAAUGACUCUUUGUAAAUUGAGUAUGGUCUAGACCAGCUCUUGCAACAUGUUGUCUUUGUUGCUGCAAAUCAAUAGAAAGACGAUCACAGAUGAUCAGAUAUCCAAGAUUUAGUUGUUUUAUGCUGCAUGCAAGUUACCUCAGAAGUCAGAUGUCCGAGCUGGGAAUGACGUCACACCCGAGUUACCAGUUGCCAAGUUGGAAAAAAGUAAAAUCGGAGACGGAAACGAGAUGGCUACAUCUACGAAAGGGGGUGCUAAAAUAACUUUCGUAGGUGUAGCCAUCUUGUUUCCGUUUAUAAUUUUGCUUUUUUCCGACUUGGUAACUGAAACGCUUGGAACUCAGGUGUGAUGUCAUUCCCAGCUUGGACAUCUGACUUCCGUGGUAACUCAAAUGCAGCAUUAUAGCCUCGAGAACAGCAGUAUUUUCACAUUACAGCACCCUGAGCAUGACAUCAGAUAGAAAUGGCCGUUUGUUUCGCCUGUCCUGUGAUCAUAUGAUCAAUGAUCACCUCUGUCCAAACUGCCAGGUCUCGGGAUGUGGUUUUACACUCUGUUGGAGUGGGAGUUACCCGAAUCACUAUUUCUCUUCUGUUUUAUUGCCGGUAGCAUCCAUAGUAAUUGGGAAGUGGUGGUGUGAGAUGGAGCCUUGCCUGGAGGGAGAGGAAUGCAAGACGUUACCUGACAACUCAGGCUGGAUGUGCUACGCGGGCAACAAGAUCAAAACCACAAGGGUGAGAUAACCUCUCUUGACCGCAGGAAACAAGUCAUUAUGGCAGAGCAGUGGGAGGGAAAUAUACAGCGCUGCCACAUCAACAGAGAAGCGUAGUUAUUGAAAUUGUCUUUUGCUGCAAAUUGACUUGUAACCAACGCAAUCAAACUCUUUAAUUUCCUUCUUCUUUUUUCUCAGAACACUCAGCCAUACACGACAUCGACAUAUUAACACUUAGAGGAAAAGAUGCAAGGGAACGUCUCCGCUGCGGAGGUUAAUCAGCAGGUUGGCAACUUCAUUUAUUCCUCUGAUUUCAGUGUGCUAAUUAAUUUCUUUAAAGUGGUAAAACUGCUUAGCAAUGUAAAAGAGCAAAAAAAAAAAAAAAACCACAUCUGGUGUUAAUUUCUGUGAUUUUUACAUCAUCCCCAGUACUCUUUUUCUUCUUGUUUCAGCACUGUCACAGGACCAAUUGUCACAAAGACAAUGAACCUAUUGUUGCUUUAAGAAACGUGAACACUUCUAAGAUUAAAGUGUAAAAAGAUGUAGAGUACAUAAAGCACAUCCCUGCCCGAGGCUACUGAAAAUACUGACGCUCCAAGCUGCCUACGGGGGGAACUUCAUCAUAACCUUGUAAUGAAUAUGUUUUCAUCAUUUCCUCCCAACUUUGAGAUGGAAACGAGACUGUCUGUGCAUUUGGAUUAUUAUCUGGAGAGCGUCUGACGUGUCUUCUUCAGACAUCAAGAGGACAGACAUGCUCGACAAAGCAGCAAACAGGAGAGGAAUACAUCAAAAGACACAAGAUGAGCGAGUACAGUAGUUGACAGCCCUCAGGAUUUUCUUUUUUUAAUAUUGUCAGAGGAAAAAUACUGUAAAUAAAUUGUUUGUCUUUCUUGUGUACAUGAGCUUUAUUUGAGGUGGUGAAGAAAAACGAUCAUUUGAGUCCCUGAAUGCAGUCUCGAUCUUCCCUCUGCUUCUUACCCACAUAAACCAAACACAGCCAAAGUUCAAACAUGCAAUGAUCAGAUGAUACAUUGUGAGGGAGUUUGUUUUUCUUUUUCAAUACAGCUUGUGAGUCUUGAUACUGUACACUUUUCCAUUAGUUUGUAUGGUACUUGUUUGCCUCUGAUCACCUCUGAAAUGGCUUUACCAGUCCAACUCGGUAACCCGUCAACUCCCCUGAAAAACUGAUCGAUUCACCAAAAAUGUGAUACCAGUAGGUUGUUAAUGGAUACUUGAAAUGCCUUAUUUGUGUCAAAUCAUGCAAAUGAUGAAAUUGUACAUAUGAAGCCAUCUAUUGACAUGUGCUGAUACUUCAUUAAAGUCACUGUUCCUGUAAGUGAUGUGUGUGCUUUCUGCUUUCACAGAUAUCCUCAGAUCCAUAAGACUAUAAGGCCUUUAUUGAUAUAUAUUUUUAAGCAAAGUUAGUACCAGUAAGCA
This is a messenger RNA of Xyrichtys novacula (pearly razorfish), 38737 nucleotides long. The record is from the annotation of a GenBank genome assembly. NCBI's taxonomy places the organism in Eukaryota, Metazoa, Chordata, Actinopteri, Labriformes, Labridae.